Molecule: messenger RNA, 3589 nt
Organism: Pomacea canaliculata
Lineage: Eukaryota; Metazoa; Mollusca; Gastropoda; Architaenioglossa; Ampullariidae
Exons: 7
Coding region: 661-1362 (233 amino acids)
Source: RefSeq, a predicted model, not a curated record
AGUGCAUAUGUGUACUUGAUUUUGUUACCCUGGUUUUUAAAGAACAACAUGAAAUUUAAAUAACACAAACGGAUUUAACAAAUGACAGACGAACUAUUAUGAUUACGCCAAUAACGCUGUGCAUCAGAGUUAUUUCCCUUUCUGUCGAAACCGAGACUCUUACGCCUUAUUUCGUGACGCCAUUUUGUGUAUUGAGUGCUAAGGGCGAAACCGCCUUUCUCUGCGUUUUCCACAUUAUCGUGGAGACUGAGCUUUGUCUUUCCCUAGCUAUGGCAAAAACUAAUCGUCAAGAUGUUAUCCAGCCGCUUGGCAGGAUUACCUUCGGUAGAGACUCAUCGGAAAGUACAUAACACAGACGGACAUAAUAGCAGAUGGGAGAAAUCCCUUUUCGCCGACCAGAGAAAAGCACUGUUGGCUCAUCACCGCCGUGUUGAAGUCACCACCGUGUCGAAGAGUCGACCACUCAGUCAUUAUUAAUAAUAAUAUGAGGUCUGUUUGAAAUCACAGACAGACAUGAGCAUGGCCACCCUCUGGACAUUGAUAUUUAUCACAACAUGAUGCUGUAAAAAUUAAGUUUUGUUUGGGUUUGUUUGGUUAGUGGGGGGGAAUCAUUCAACUCUACAACUUCCUGAAGUUUUUCAUAGAACAGCAGUUUAGACCAUGGGAGAUCCACAUACAAGGAAAAGUGCAGCAAUCAAUCGGUUGAGAUGCCAGCUUCGCAAAAAGCGAGAAUCGCUCGCAGAUCAGUUUGAUUUUAAGAUGUACAUUGUGUUUCACUUUAAGGAUCAGAAGAAAAAUUGUGCCAUGUUUGAAGUGGCGGAGGUUGUACCAGUGAUGACAAACAACUAUGAAGAUAGCAUACUCAAAGGAGUAAAGGAAGAGGCAUACUCUUAUGAGAGUUCUCGAGAACUUCUUGACAGGGAUGUAGUGCAGCUUCAUGCACCAAGAUGGCAGCCACUGAGAAGAGACAUCAUUGGUUGCACAACUGAGAUGGACUACUUCUUGUGGCCACGAAACGACAUUGAUCGGAUUGAAUGCCACGUGUUUUCCCGUUGGAAGGGUGAUGGUGGGGCAUUCCGGCCAAUAGUUUGCGACUUUGUGUUCAGUCAAUUAGAUUAUGAACGGCAGCUGAUGCAUCUGCUGACUAGUCGUGAAAAAUCUGGCCUUAUUAUCAACAAUCCAGAGCAGACGGUGUUCCUGUUUGUUGACAAAUAUGUUAAGCAGACCAGCAAGAACAAGGUUAUGCUGUUUAAGCUGUCCAGCGUCUGCCUGUACAUUCCACAGGAUCAGCUGAUGAGCUGGGGUGUAGGUAGCACAGAAGAGCUUGUAUCAGCCUGCCUGACUCCACAGGAGAGCUGCUGAUACAAUAUGGAAUGAUGAUAAAUUAUAGGCUGGCUUGAAGGAUCCAGUGCCUGCCUGCUGACCAUUGCAGUGACCUCUUUGUACUUACGCAUGUCUUAGCUCCCACCAACAUAACUAAGAAUGCAGGGAUGAAGGGAGUGGGCUUCCCCCUUACUUUUGCCAUUCAGAAGUAGCCAGUGGAUCAUUAAGCAAAAGUUGUAGCUACAAUGUUGCAUGCAGUUGUUCAUAGCUGGAUGGCUUCUGAGUAUAAGGAGAUUGCAGUGGACACAACAUUUGUGAAAGAAUUCACUGAUUCAUACAUCCCACAUAUCAUUACUCAAUUUGUAAAAAUGUUAAAGUUUCAUCCACAUAAAAGGUAUGUUACAGAGAAUUUUUUUGUUUGUUAUACCAACUUUGUUUCUUUUGCCAUUGUUUCUAUGUUUCACUUGUAGAAACAAAUGCAGGCGCACAUUCUCUUUGCCGUGAUAUAGCCUUAGUUGCUGGCUCGGCGUAAAAUACCAAUUCCUCCUCUAUGCACUCAUGCACACACACACACAAACUCACAUACACACCUUGAGUCAUCAUCCUCUUCACCAUUAACUGUCCUGACACAUUAAUAUAUACCUCUGCAUUUUAUCAUGUUUGAGAGAGCGUUCAUACUACAGACACUUCCAGGCAUGUAUUUUGGAAGUCUUAGAGCUACAACAAGCACUGUGACAGAUGCAUGUAAAGUGCAGCAUUCCAUCUUUCUUUCUGAUGACUUAUGGAAAGAAAGUAGAUAAAAAUGAGAUUCAUCUCUUGUUCUACAUAAAAUGUACGCCAAGACUGGACUGUUUUUCACCUCCCUAGCAGCUUUUGUUUUCAGGGUUUUUUUUUGUUUUUCGUUCAUUGAAUAUUUUUCAGAACUCUCUUAAAAGUAGAUUUUCUAGCCAGCACCCUAUGAUUAACUAUAAAACUGCUAAUUGUUGACCUAAGCCAGCAUUAACACAGUUUACAGACAAUCCUUGCCUCAAAAUUCUUGGAAAUUUUUCAAGUGACGCACAUUUUUAUUGCAUGAUUUAAUCAUUCCUUUUGGGUUGCAAACCCAUGGCUUCAUUUGUGCCUGGUUGAUUUAUAGCUUGCUGGCAACAGACUACACCUGUCAUUUAACCAGGAUUUUCCUUCUCAUCUAAAAAUUUGGUAACAGUUUUAUAUUUACAGUUUGAUGCUUCUGCAUAUACAUGCACAUAAGCAGCAUAGUUUAUGAUCUUAUGUACAUGGGGUCAAAAUUGGCCUUGGACAACAAUGGACAAAACUGGCACACCAUUAAUUUUAGUGUGCAAUACAUGAUGACAUCAUCAUACUUACUAGCUGUGGUAUGGACAAAUUAGAUUGCAGAGAGUAUUUAGAGGCUGUUUAAGUAAACCUCUCUUGACCAUGUGUGAUCAUUAUGAUAAUGUUGGUAACACUAGAUAUUUGUUUAGUAUUGUAGUAGAGCAUAGUGAAACAUCAGAUCAAUAGCCAACAUCACUAGUAUUGUCAUCAGAUUACCAUGAAGACAGUAAAAUCGAAAACAAAAUUAAUUGACAAGACAAAAUAACAAGCCAUCAUUUUCAUGCCUUCGCUCUGGAACUGAAGUCUUCAGCAGGGACUAAGGUAGAGCCCACGCUUUUGUUAAAGGAUUUUGCAUCUCUCAUUUGGAUUUUGUAUACUAUUGGAAUAACAAAUUUAAGAUUUGCUAAAAUUGCUGGAUGUUCUGUUGCCUUUUUUUUUAAGCUGGCUUCUUAUCAGUCUGUUAUGUUGCAUGAUGGACCAUUAUUUUGUUGGCAUUGUGCUUCUGCAGAUUACAGUGUGUUCCAGGAGUAUUCUCAUUUUAUUCUAUUGAAAGAUCAGCUACUACAACGAGGGUACAUUGGCAAGUAAUACCUGUACUGAUUAUGUUUUUUUCAAAGAAGAGGAAUAAAAAAAGAAAACCUUGAUGACAGCUACUUUUUGGUAGAAAAAGCAGAAAAUAUAGAAAACAUUUCUCUGCAUUCUCACAUGAUUUCAUGCGAGAUAUACAGGAAGAAAGAGGUUGAAAAAACAUUGUUAUUUUUUUCUAGAAGGGAGUAGGUGUGUGCUGUCAGUGUUGGUGGAUCAUUUUGGGUUACCUGUUAUGCAGUCACAUUGACACACACAAUAAAUGUGUAUAACGAGUCAUUUAGUUCUCCAUACACAUUUUAAUUGUGGAUGCCAAAAUUUAUAGAAGAAUAAAUUGCUAUUCUGGGAA